Drosophila sechellia is the source of this 1590-nucleotide messenger RNA. Its product is annotated as retinoblastoma-binding protein 5 homolog. Gene Ontology annotation, molecular function: protein binding. The record is from RefSeq and is a predicted model, not a curated record. NCBI's taxonomy places the organism in Eukaryota, Metazoa, Arthropoda, Insecta, Diptera, Drosophilidae. Gene Ontology annotation, cellular component: Set1C/COMPASS complex. The transcript has 7 exons. The coding region runs from base 46 to 1515 and encodes 489 amino acids.
GUGAAUGUCAGCUGCCAUUUUAGAAGAAGAAGAUAGUAAACAAAAAUGAAUUUGGAGCUACUAGAAUCAUUCGGACAGAACUACCCAGAGGAGUUCGACGGCUCGCUGGAUUGCAUUUCGUUGGCCGUGACAUGUGCCUUUAACAAAUACGGAACCCUUUUGGCCGUGGGAUGCAAUGAUGGCCGCAUUGUAAUCUGGGAUUUUCUGACGAGGGGCAUUGCCAAGAUUAUUUCGGCCCAUGUGCAUCCCGUUUGCAGUCUCAGUUGGACCAGGAAUGGUCACAAGUUACUUUCAGCUUCCACGGACAACAAUGUCUGCAUUUGGGAUGUGCUAACCGGCGAGCUGGAACACAAGUACAGGUUUCCAUCGCCUGUGCUGAAAGUACAGUUCGAUCCCCGAAAUGACAACCGACUUUUGGUGUGCCCCAUGCGAUAUGCCGCCGUUCUUGUAGAGGUCGGCGGAACUCACCGCUGCCUGCCCUUGGAUUCCGAUGGCGACUUGAACAUCGUGGCUUCUUUCGAUCGCAGAGGCAAACACAUCUACACAGGCAACGCCAAGGGAAAAAUACUCGUACUGGAUGUUGAAACCUUUGAGGUGGUCGCCAGUUUUCGCAUUAUUGUAGGCACCUCAAGUGCAACGGCUGUCAAAAGCAUCGAGUUUGCGAGGCGUGGAGACGCAUUUCUUAUCAACACCUCAGAUCGAGUUAUUCGUGUUUACGACUCAAAAGAAAUAAUCACUCUAGGCAAAGACGGCGAACCGGAACCCAUACAAAAGCUACAGGACUUGGUCAAUAAAACCACCUGGAAAAAGUGCUGCUUCUCUGGUGAUGGGGAGUACAUUUGCGCUGGCAGUGCUCGCCAGCAUGCUCUUUACAUAUGGGAAAAGUCUAUUGGAAACCUGGUGAAGAUCCUGCAUGGCACCAAGGGUGAGCUGCUCUUGGACGUGGUGUGGCAUCCUGUGCGGCCUAUCAUUGCCAGCAUCAGCUCCGGACUGGUAUCCAUUUGGGCCCAAAAUCAAGUGGAAAACUGGUCUGCCUUUGCACCAGAUUUCAAGGAAUUAGAUGAAAACGUAGAAUACGAGGAGCGGGAGUCAGAGUUCGACAUUGCGGACGAAGACAAGUCUGUGGAUCUGAACGCAGACGCGCAACAGGACGAGGAAAUUGAGGUGGACGUGCAGAAAGUGGAGCCGGUGGCUGCCUUUUGCUCCUCCGACGAAGAAGGCGAGGACGAGAAUGCGCUGCAGUUUUUACCCAUGGCACCAGAAGUGGAAGAUCCCGAGGAUGGCUGGGCCGGUCAGGACGGACUGGAGCCCAGUGCAGUUAUGCUUAGCCACAUGGAACCACAUGACUAUGAGGACGACAUAAUGGCUUCCAAGCGACGACGAAUGCAGCUCUAUGAUGUCAGCUUACCUGAUGCACCCACUGAUGAAACACAUCCCCUCAUUUCUAGCAAGGCCGGCAAAGAUAAACAACAGCCCGUGGGUGGCAAAAAAGCCGCCGGGCGUACCAAGAAAUAAACAUCAUUUGACAUUGCCUAAUCGUUGUCUUUGUAUGUAAAUAAAGGCUUCCAUCUCCGCAAUCCAGUACAGAAA